This is a messenger RNA of Trichechus manatus latirostris (Florida manatee), 732 nucleotides long. RefSeq lists its product as uncharacterized. The transcript has 3 exons. Lineage: Eukaryota; Metazoa; Chordata; Mammalia; Sirenia; Trichechidae. The record is from RefSeq and is a predicted model, not a curated record.
AUGGAGGGGGAUAGCUCGACUGAAAAGUGGCAGAGAGGAGCCCCACUCUGGACCCCUCUGGCUGGGGACCAACUCCCCAGGCUGAAGGAGACAUCUGCCUGCCGCCCGAGGAGGGCCUCUGGCCUCCGCUGCAGCCCCUUAUCUCCACGUACCUGCCCGCCCCUCUGCUGCUGCCUCCCAUCCAGGCCCACAACUUCUGCAGCCGGCCCCCGAGCAUGAGCGCGAGUGAGUGGGCGUCCCCGCGGGAGUACCACUGCUUCUACUGCCCAAACGCACCCCUGCCGCCAGCCCCGCCCCUGUGGGCCUUUCCGCAGGCUUACGCCGCAGUCCUGGGCCCGCCGUUCCCCGCGACCGGCUAUGCGGGGCCCGUGCUGCAACCCCCCACGGCGGCGGCGGCGGCAGCGGCGGCAGGCGAGAGCUGGGCGCCGUGGCCAGAGGGCGGUAGCCUGCAGGCUGAGCUGCGCUGGGGCCGCGUGGUGCUCGCCCCGGGCCCGCAGCGCAAGCUGCCCGACUACGUGCUUCGGGAGUUGCGGCGCGUGUAUGGCACUUACCCGCGCACCGACGUGCGCAUCACCUACCGCCGCGGCGAGUUCCUGUUGCAGGCCGCGCCGCGUGUCCGCGAGCCCGAGUACCGCGUCGAGAGGCGCGUGCUGCGCCGGCCCGCCAGCGGCGACUUCAGCCCAGCCCGGGAAACUAAGGAACGCGGCCGCCAGAAGAAGAGGAAAGGCCUGA